Mesocricetus auratus (golden hamster) is the source of this 282-nucleotide messenger RNA. RefSeq names its product zinc finger protein 431-like. Bases 1 to 282 code for a protein of 93 amino acids. The transcript has a single exon. Lineage: Eukaryota; Metazoa; Chordata; Mammalia; Rodentia; Cricetidae. Gene Ontology annotation, biological process: regulation of DNA-templated transcription. The record is from RefSeq and is a predicted model, not a curated record.
AUGGACACAGUGUCCUAUGAUGAUGUGCACAUCGACUUCACUCAGGAAGAGUGGGCUUUGCUGAAUCCUUCCCAGAAAAGUCUCUACAAGGGUGUGAUGCUAGACACCUACAGGAACCUCUCUGUCAUAGGCUACAGUUGGGAUGACCAUAAUUUUGAUGAACACUGUGAAAGUUCUAGAAGAAAUAGAAGGAAUGAGCCAAGCCAUACAGGAGAGAAACCCUGUACACAGAACCAAUGUCACUGCACAGGAGACUCAAGCAGAUCCCUCCCAUCUGACUGA